Messenger RNA from Coregonus clupeaformis (lake whitefish), 1776 nucleotides. RefSeq names its product ras-related protein Rab-5C. NCBI's taxonomy places the organism in Eukaryota, Metazoa, Chordata, Actinopteri, Salmoniformes, Salmonidae. The record is from RefSeq and is a predicted model, not a curated record. Bases 325 to 987 code for a protein of 220 amino acids. Gene Ontology annotation, molecular function: GTP binding; GTPase activity. The transcript has 6 exons.
GAAAUACGGGAUAGAGUGAUUCGCUAAACUGAAAAGUAAAACAAUCAGUUGAAAAUUAAGGGCAAAUACUUAUCGGAGUAUAUUACUACGACUGUAAUCAAAAUCGUAUCCCAGUUGCUGCACUUCUUCUCUUUGCUUCGACUGGUUUCCGGCUCCGAUCAUCUCAGCCCUCCUAACCUAAUCCCCAUCGUUGCCUGUGUUAUACGGAUCCCAACCACUGCCCCCACGUAUCGGAAUUCCACUGCUGCUCCAGACCCCCCUGCUGCCUCUCUUGGCGUGGCCCAGCACAGGCGUUCUCAUUCAGGAUAGCCUCUGCACAGCUCCAUGGCGGGUCGUGGAGGACCGGCGCGACCCAACGGCCCAGCGACAGGCAACAAGAUCUGCCAGUUCAAGCUGGUGCUGCUGGGGGAAUCGGCGGUGGGCAAGUCCAGCCUGGUGCUACGCUUCGUCAAGGGCCAGUUUCAGGAGUACCAAGAGAGCACCAUCGGAGCUGCCUUUCUCACACAGACUGUCUGCCUGGACGACACAACGGUCAAGUUUGAGAUUUGGGACACGGCAGGCCAGGAGCGAUACCACAGCCUGGCCCCCAUGUACUACAGAGGAGCCCAGGCGGCCAUUGUGGUCUAUGACAUCACCAACACAGACACUUUUACGCGAGCAAAAAACUGGGUGAAGGAGCUGCAGAGACAAGCCAGCCCCAACAUCGUCAUCGCUCUGGCCGGGAACAAGGCCGACGUCGCCAACAAGAGAGCGGUCGAUCUCCAGGAAGCACAGGCCUAUGCCGAUGACAACAGUCUACUGUUCAUGGAGACUUCAGCCAAGACUGCUAUGAAUGUCAACGAAAUCUUCAUGGCCAUAGCCAAGAAGCUGCCCAAGAACGAGGCUCAGGGCGCAGCUGGGGCAGGGGGCCGGACCAGAGCAGGAGUGGACCUUCAGGAGCCGGCCCUCCAGGGCCGCAGCGGCCAAUGCUGUGGCGGGAGCAAUUAGCCGAUAGCCUAAUGAACUGACUGAACGAGCCCAGAACACGAAUAUUGUCAAGACGACAACCAAGCACGGCCUAGAGAGUAACGACGCUGGAGCCAUUCUCACACGGAGAACCGCACUCAAACGGAGAAUAACAGCCGAGCUGAUCUGUCCCCCCCCCCCAAAUCGAAAGGAGACCCUUUUUUUAAAUCAUAAGCUAGAUUGUUUCAGUACGUCCCUCUCACAUACUCUCUAUCUCUGCUAUACCUCCCUUUCUAUCUUCCCCCUCUCUCACUUUAUUCGAAUACUAACUGGAUUAUGUCUUAAAGUUUUUUUAAAGAACAGAAAAUCUUGUAUCGAUAGAUCAUACCAUCCACUAUUAGCCUUUUUGUCCCGGUGACAGGUGCAUGUCGCAAAGGUUGUUGUCUUUUCCUCUGUCAAAUCAUUUUCUUCCUUCCGUGUUGGUUUUCCUCGUCUGGAAGAGGGAAAAUAUGCUCCAAGGGGACAAUGUGUCUUACACUCUUUCUCCAAAUCUGUCCAUUUUGUAAAUUAAUAUUAGCCUUUGUUUAUUAUUACUGUUCUUCUUGCACGAGUGGGGGAUGAUUAUAUAGGACACACCUAAUGUGGUUUCCGACACGUGCGAUAAAUUCAACUGUAACGGUAACGCAGUGUGCAUUUAUCACCUAGUACAUCAGACAGUCAUUUUUAGCGUCAUGUAUUUGAAUCUGUAAGAUACAUUUAAGAAUACAUUGUAAGACCUGAAAAAAAUAAAAAAGAUGGCAAGAUUUUCUUGGCCAAAAUGUAAAUUGUGAA